This is a messenger RNA of Benincasa hispida (wax gourd), 726 nucleotides long. Its product is annotated as protein S40-7. NCBI's taxonomy places the organism in Eukaryota, Viridiplantae, Streptophyta, Magnoliopsida, Cucurbitales, Cucurbitaceae. The record is from RefSeq and is a predicted model, not a curated record.
AUGGACCUCAACCUUCCUUCCUUCCGCUUCCGCCACCGCAAAUCCCCCUCCUCCGAACGCUUUCUCGCCUCCUUCCAUUCUCCGCCGGUUCGCACUGCAAACCCUAGCUCCACCAACGGCGUCGACGACGAUACCGAGCUCAACGAAGACGACGUCUUCUGGACCGGCGAUUUUGCUGCUGAUUCCGCCCACCAUAGCCACUCCACUCCCUCCUCCUCCUCCUCUUCCACUCCUCGUCACCAUAUUCAUCACCUCCAGCAUCACAAGGGUUUUCCCCUCCCGGAAACCUUCGGAAUCCUCGCUGCUCUUCCCGAGAACGAGGCCUCUUCCAGCCUUAGGAACUCCUCGCAUUUCUAUCACAAGGCGUCCGUUUCGUCGUCGUCCUCCUCCUCCCCUUCGUCUUCUCGGAUGAUUCCGACGAUCCCCAAACCUCCUCUGGAACGAUUACCUCUUCCGAUUUCGUCCUCGUUGAAGUACCAGUCUGCCCCUGUGAAUGUGCCUAUAAUGUCGAAGGCGGUUGUUCAGAGACAGCAGGAGAUUGACGUGGAUGAUGUUGAUGAAGACGACGGGGAGAUGUUGCCGCCACAUGAGAUUGUGGCUAGAAGUUUGGCUCAGUCGCCAUUGUUGUCUUGCUCCGUGCUUGAGGGCGCUGGAAGGACGUUAAAGGGCAGGGAUCUUCGUCAGGUUCGCAACGCGGUUUGGAGACGAACAGGUUUUCUUGAUUAA